Messenger RNA from Ipomoea nil (Japanese morning glory), 963 nucleotides. Its product is annotated as GDSL esterase/lipase CPRD49-like. NCBI's taxonomy places the organism in Eukaryota, Viridiplantae, Streptophyta, Magnoliopsida, Solanales, Convolvulaceae. The transcript is spliced from 6 exons. The record is from RefSeq and is a predicted model, not a curated record. Bases 81 to 836 code for a protein of 251 amino acids.
GUUCUGCUCACUACAGAUAUAAGCGGCGGCUCUUGAAGUGAGCUCAUUCUCACUGUUUUCUUGAGGGGAAAAUUGCAGAAAUGGUAGGGCCGACCCGCCCGCAGUUCGUGCUAUUCGGAUCCUCCAUUGUGCAGUUCAGCUUCGGCCAGGAAGGCUGGGGUGCUCUCCUCGCUGAUAUCUACUCACGCAAGGCAGAUGUAGUGCUUCGUGGAUAUAGUGGUUGGAACUCACGCUGUGCUCUUCAAGUUCUGGACCAAGUUUUCCCAAAGAAUGCAGGCGUACAGCCUUCUCUGGUGAUAGUUUACUUUGGAGGCAAUGAUUCAAUGCUACCUGACCCAUCUGGACUGAAUGCUCAUGUUCCGCUUCCUGAAUAUGUUGAAAAUAUGAGGAAGAUUGCUAUUCAUCUGAAGAGCCUGUCAGAUAAAACACGGAUAAUCUUUCUCAGUUGCCCUCCCAUCAAUGAAGCACGGGCUCUUGAAGUUUUCGGUACCUUAGGCAGAUCAAAUGAGUUGGGCAGAAAAUACUCAGAAGCAUGCAUAGAAUUGUGCAAACAGUUGGAUGUGAAAGUAAUAGAUCUAUGGACAGCACUUCAGCAGCGGGAUGAUUGGUUGAUUACUUGCUUUACGGAUGGAAUCCAUUUAACGUCUGAGGGAAGCAAGAUUGUGGUGAAAGAAAUUUUGAAGGUGCUAAAAGAGGCUGAUUGGGAGCCGAGUCUACAUUGGCAGUCGUUAGCCAACGAGUUUUCUGAAACCUCACCCAUCAUAUUUAUAGGUCCCAAUAAGACCCCUAUUAACACUUCUCAACUGACAUUUUAUUGGCAACCACAGUGGAAUUAGAUCUUCUCUUUUCAUGAUGCUUGCUUUCUGCAACUCUAUGAUAAUAUGUAAACAUUUAACAUUGUAUUUUGUGACGGUGGUUUUCGCUGCUAAACUUUCAUGAAUUUACUUAUUUGGUUAGAUAGCC